Messenger RNA from Rhodamnia argentea, 894 nucleotides. RefSeq names its product probable glutathione S-transferase. Gene Ontology annotation, biological process: glutathione metabolic process. The record is from RefSeq and is a predicted model, not a curated record. NCBI's taxonomy places the organism in Eukaryota, Viridiplantae, Streptophyta, Magnoliopsida, Myrtales, Myrtaceae. Bases 47 to 703 code for a protein of 218 amino acids. Gene Ontology annotation, molecular function: glutathione transferase activity. Gene Ontology annotation, cellular component: cytoplasm. The transcript is spliced from 2 exons.
AAGAAGAAGAAGAAGCAUUUCUUGAGUUUAGAUUACCAAAGUUUCAAUGGCAGAGGAAGUGAUAUUGUUGGACUUCUGGCCGAGCCCGUUCGGGAUGAGGGCCAAGAUCGCCCUGAGAGAGAAGGGCGUGGACUUUGACCUGAGGGAGGAGGAUCUCAGCAACAAGAGCCCCUUGCUCUUGCAGACUAACCCGGUCCACAAGAAAAUUCCAGUCCUCAUCCACAAUGGCAAGCCGGUUUGCGAGUCCCUCGUCAUCGUCCAAUACAUUGACGAGACCUGGGGUCCCGAGUCCCCUCUCUUGCCUUCCGAUCCCCACGAGCGCGCCCGUGCUAGGUUCUGGGCCGACUUCAUGGACAAGAAGAUUUCACUGGGACGAGUGGUAAGGGCGCCAACGGAGGAGGCCCGGGAGGCGGCGAAGGAGGAGAACAUCCAGUGCUUGAAGAUGCUGGAGGGAGAGCUUGGGGACAAGGCUUACUUUGGAGGCGAGAGGUUUGGGUAUGUGGAUGUGUCGCUAAUACCGAUCCACAGCCGGUUCUAUGCUUUGGAGACACUGGCCAACUUUAACAUCUGGGAAGAGUGCCCCAAGUUGGCGGCAUGGGCCAAGCGUUGCAUGCAGAGGGAGAGCGUGGCCAAGUCAUUGCCCGACCCGCACAAGGUCUAUGACUACAUGUUGGCGCGCACGAAGAAGCUUCAGGUGCAGUAACUACUCUUGAUUUCUCGUCAUGGUCGUUUCACGACUCGCUUGUUCAAUAACCCUUCUCCUUUGGACGAGGCUUAGCUCUUUCUACUUGUGUGAGUUCCUUUAUGUACUUGAGUGUUGCUGGAUCAGCUAAUAACUUAUAUACCGCAUUUUGUUAAUUCCGUUUAGCAUAUUAUGUUUGUGUUAAUUGCGAA